GCGGUCGGACGUCGCGGCAGCUGCGACGUCUCUGGAGGCCCCAGUGCGUGUCCUGCGUCUGCUUUGCACGGUCUCACCAGCUGCAGCACUCCCUCCGUGGUCUGUCGAGAGGAGAACAAUGGUUUUGCAGAGGGCUGCUUUGACUCUCCUGCUGGCUGUACUUCUUGCUGCGAAAUCAGAAGGUGCGAACUGCAAGCAGAACGAGGUGUGCAUCAACAUCCGGCGGUGCGACGAGCUGCUGUCGCUGCUGUCGCGGAGGAACGAGCCGGGCGUGACGCAGCGGCUGCGGGACUCGCUGUGCGGCUACGAGGGUUCGGACCCGCGCGUCUGCUGCCCGCGCCAGGAGGCGCAGCUGCAGGGCCGCACCGCCAUCCCGGUGCCCGGCGAGCCGGCGCCCGGCCGCUGCGGCUACAGCAACACCACGCACGUCCGCAUCAUAGGCGGCAAGAAGGCCGAGCUCGGGGCAUGGCCGUGGCUGACGGCGCUCAUCUACCGUGGCAGCAACGGGCCGCGCGUGCUGUGCGGCGGCGCGCUCAUCACCGACCAGCACGUGCUCACCGCCGCCCACUGCGUCUACAACAGAUCCGACCUAUAUAAAGUUCGAAUUGGAGAUCUCAAUCUUCUCGCAGAGGACGAUGGUGCUACGCCCAUAGAAUCAGAUAUACUGGAAAAGAAGAUGCAUGAAGGGUAUCGCAAGGGUCGGUUUGAGAAUGACAUCGCAAUUCUUAAACUGAAAGACAAAAUUCCUUUCUCAUUUUAUCUGCAUCCAAUUUGCUUGCCGCUCGCUGACGAUCUGAGAUCAAACGCUUUCGUCAGGUACAAUCCUUUCAUAGCCGGAUGGGGAGCCAUCGAGUUUCGCGGGCCUUCAAGCGCAGAUCUCCUGGAAACACAGCUGCCAGUCGUUGAACCAGAGACAUGCGAGAAGGCGUACGAACGGUUUAGUGCGGCAGUAAUUGACGACAGGGUUCUGUGCGCCGGAUUUGCUAAGGGCGGGAAGGAUGCUUGCCAGGGAGACUCUGGCGGUCCUCUGAUGCUCCCACAGGGCAGGAUAUUCUACACCAUCGGGGUUGUGUCCUACGGCCACAACUGCGCCGAACCGGGAGUCCCAGGAGUAUACACGAGGGUCACAAAAUUCCUUGACUGGAUCAAGAACAAUAUUGACUGAAUCAUCAAACUCUGUUUCAGUUGUUAAUGAAACAAAACUUUAACACUAAUAAACUUUUUUAAUUCAUUGUUAA
Molecule: messenger RNA, 1238 nt
Organism: Schistocerca cancellata (South American locust)
Lineage: Eukaryota; Metazoa; Arthropoda; Insecta; Orthoptera; Acrididae
Product: venom protease-like
Exons: 8
Coding region: 119-1165 (348 amino acids)
Biological process (GO): proteolysis
Molecular function (GO): serine-type endopeptidase activity
Source: RefSeq, a predicted model, not a curated record